This is a messenger RNA of Aspergillus campestris IBT 28561, 1626 nucleotides long. RefSeq names its product protein phosphatase regulator REG1. The coding region runs from base 1 to 1626 and encodes 541 amino acids. Gene Ontology annotation, biological process: protein catabolic process in the vacuole; cellular response to glucose starvation. The record is from RefSeq and is a predicted model, not a curated record. The transcript has 2 exons. Lineage: Eukaryota; Fungi; Ascomycota; Eurotiomycetes; Eurotiales; Aspergillaceae.
AUGGCGGCGAUCCUGCCUUCCUCGCCGGAGAGGCAGUAUUCCUUCUCUUCCGACUCCCUACCUAUCGACAAGUAUUUCCUGGAUAGUCCUGACAUGGCCGAGUCCAAAUCUCCGGUUCAUAACUAUCCUUCCAGGGAUUGUCCGAGUCCCGUCAACUCGUCGGCUCCCUCUUCCAUCCCAUCCUCGCCCGAUUUCAACCCUACCUCCAUCGACAACGCCCCUCCUAGUCCCGCCACUCUGAGCACCGUUUCGCUCAGUACGAACUACACCGAGGACUCGGACGACGAAGAGAUCUUGUUACCCGCCUUCGAGGGUUAUCCGGUCACAAAAAAGGUAUCGGACGUCCCGAAUGAAGUUCCGGAGUUGCCACGGAUACGCUCGUCGGGUUCUGCCGCCGACGAUAGCUCCAUCGAGGAGGAGCCAUCCAGGCACGUCGACUAUCUCUCUCACGAGUGGGAGGAGGGUGAUAUCUGGGCCUCGUGGCGUUAUGUCGUUGCACGGAGAAAUGUAUACGACAAUGGGGCCCGUUUGGAGAAUGCGUCCUGGAGAACCUGGGCCAAAAUCCAUUUGAAACGGGGCACCGUGUCACCCGAGGCACUCAAUUGGCUGAAAGACUGCGACGUAACAUGGCUGUAUGGCCCUCUCAAAAAGUGCGGGCGUCGCAAAUCCGCGUCCGACUCCUCUCUCCCGUCAAGCCAUCUCACCACUCCUACAUUAUGCCAGGACCGGAAACCGAUCCUGAAGAAACGAACGGCUUCGGAAACCAUCCUACAACGUUCUCUGUCCCAGCAUACGCUCCUCCAGCAUGCGGGCGCCAUCCUCAAAGCACAAGAAGCAGAGCAAAGCCGCAACCGCUCAUCUUUCCGAGCACUGGAACUCGACCGGAUGCUGCCACGGCCGGACGGUCGUCAGGUAGUCUCACCCAACGGCACCCCGAUCAACACAAUGUCCAGUGGGGGCGCAUCGCCGAAUGAACGGCGCCACAUCCACUUCAACAACGAGGUUGUGCAGUGUAUCGCGGUCGAGAGCGAAGACGGGGAUGACGAUGAGGAAGUGGGCGGUGACUGGCCUACCGCCUGGGACGACGAUUCGUUGCUGGACCGUGAUUUUGUCACCAUGAAACAAAUGUUUUCUACUCCCUCCGACCGGAGCGCGUCUGCCAGUAAUGCUGGCGCCGAGAAUCGGACCAUCGCCCCUCUUCCGUCCACCAUCCUCAAGUAUCGCGGAGAUACCCCGGAACCUCCGGCAGGGUCCUUCAUGCAUCGCUGGUCCGGCUAUUUAUCCGCCUCGGUCUCUUCUCCUGCCGUCUCUUCUUCUGCCGAAACGACACGACAGUCGUUUCCGUCCGCCAAUUUCCUGUUGGACGACAAUGAUUACGAUCCUGAUUUCUUCCACCAUCCUGACCCACAUGCCUUCGACUCGGGCGAUCGACCUCGUCCCUGGUUCGUCAACCGAAAGGACGACGAAGAGCUCGACCGAGACAUGGAUUUCGCGUCAUCCGGGCUCUUGUGGUCAGACGACGAACGAGAUUCCACCAGUGGCAGCAUCUUGGACCGUGUCGUUGAUACCGUCAACACCGCUCGCGACAUUGCCCAUGUCAUCUGGAAUGUUGGCUGGCGGCGAUGA